UAGAAACGUUUUUGUUCGCUUGAUGUUCUGAAAUGUAUUCCUGUUGGUUCUUUUUCAGCGCCGGCUCGUCAGACAUCCCGGAGAAUAAGUCUUUUCCUGUGGGCAGCAAGCUUUGUGGGGGUGGGCAGAACCCCCUGCUCCUGAAUCCAGCCAGCUUGCAGCUCGCCCAUCUCCAGGCUCAGCUCACCCUCCACAGGUUAAAAUUGGCCCAGACAGCUGUGGGUGGGAACACGGCCGCAGCUGCCAGCGUCCUAAAUCAGGUCCUGUCCAACGUGGCCAUGUCCCAGCCCCUGCUGAACCAGCUGAGAGCCUCCAGCCUGGUCAGCACCCCUCACGGCCACGCGGGCGGGGCGCAGCUGGCCUCGGGGUUCCCCUCCGGCGCCCCGGCCUUCCCGCCUCCCAGCUCGAGGCCGGUCGGAGGGGGUCUCGGGGGCCUUCCGGGUCAGAACGCCGGCAGCCUCGGCCUGAAAGCAUACAGAGGCAGCGUUAAUGCAGCAUCCGGCCAGCAAGCCUCUCUGGGCCUGAUGGCCAGCAGCCGGUUCCCUUUAGACUCAGAGAGGCGGGGCCAGCAGGGCUUCCCUGGCGGGCCCUCCACCACAGCCAGCAAAAGCAGUGGCCAGAACCAGGCCAAACCCGGGUACCAGACUGGAUUUCAGAGGGACCGCUUUGGACCGGACAAGCAGGAUCAGCGGUCUGGUUUCACUGGGGAGCAGAGCCAGAAAGGUUUCAAAGCAGGCAACCACAAAGAGCAGCAGUGGCCCGCUCAGGCCGGCUCCAGCUCAGGGAAGGGGGACCCAGUCUCCAGCUCCAGGGGGAUGUGGGAGAGCUCAGGCCAGCCGUACUACCCCAGGAGCAGCGAGCUGUACAACCCUGAGGAGCCCACCUCGGACUCCAAGUACAGCCCCUUGGACAGGUCUGCCUGCGGCGCCGACUCCCAAGGGAUUGUGGGAUACCAGCAGAUCCAGCCGGGAGGCGUGCCCCUCUCGGGAGUGCCGGUGCCGCUGCAGGCCCACCAGCUGAGCGACUUCCACGCGGUGACUCCGCAGCAUCUGCCACACCGCUGCACCAUCUGCGACAAAACGCUCUUUAACCUCAAGGACUGGGACCAGCAUGUCAAAGGAACACUUCACCAGCAGAACCGAUUACUCUACACAGAGAGCCCUGUCGGCGGACCCCCCCACUUCCCAGCCUUUUCAGAUGGAGGUUUGCCCUCUUCAGUACACAAUUCCAUGCUGUUUUCUUCCGCUGCCAAUCAAGAUAUAUCCUCAGGACCCACCUCUGUUUAUUUACCUGCAGCGCCAAUGACAACGCUGUCUUUAACAGGAAAUGGAUUUACGUUACCUCACACAGGGUCAAAGUUUCUGCAGAGGAAGUCCGGCAUGGGCAGAGUCGUGCACAUCUGCAAUCUCCCAGAGGGCAGCUGCACAGAGAAUGAUGUCAUCAACCUGGGCCUUCCCUUCGGCAAAGUUACCAAUUACAUCCUAAUGCGGUCCACUCAUCAGGCCUUUCUGGAAAUGGCUUAUGUUGAAGAAGCACAGGCUAUGGUUAAAUUCUACCAAGCGAAUCCGGCCACCAUUAACGACCAGAAACUCCUCAUCCGAAUGUCAAAGCGAUACAAAGAGUUACAGCUCAAGAAACCAGGGAAGGACGUGGAGUCUAUUAUCCAAGAUAUUCAUUCUCAGAGAGAGAAAGGCGAAGUGCAGGAAAUUGAGCGUUACCCCCUGGAGCGGCCUCGGUCCCGCAGUCCAAUUGGUCGGUCUCAGAGCCCGCGGUCCCACAGCCCCAGUUACACCUCCUGCAGUUCCGCGCACAGCCCGCAGGGGGCCUGCCGCGGCGAGUGGAGCAACGGCCUGGGUGCCACGGGGGCAGCCUGGGACUGCUCUCCCCAUGGGCGCUGGGAGGAGGAGGGGGACGAGGCUUACUGGAGGAACGGGGACGAGGACACACCCAACGGGUGGAUGCAGGACAGGUGGAAGCCCCGCCUCCCGCCGAUGGACAGGUGGAGCUCCGCCCUGUCUGAGGAGAGGGCAGAGGGGCCGAGGAGGAGCAGGGAGAGGUACCCCAGGAGAAGCCCUUUGGGUCUCUCCCCGCCCUACAGAAGCAAAGAGGAAGACUUUUAUAAAAAGUCCGACAGGUCUCCCAGACACCCCCACCAGCAGCAGGAGGGGAAGUCAAACAGGAAGGACACGGAGGGCCGCCACAGGUCCCGGCAGUAUGAGUCAGAGGUGCUUGAUGAUUCUGCACCUGCAAGGACACCGGAAGACAGGAAGCAGACGUCCCCAGACAGAGGGCGAAGCAGGAAGUCAAGUCAGAGGCACACAACCAAUAGGGAGGAGGAGAAAGAACCCAAAAAUCAGGAUUUGAGCCAAGAGUGGUCCUCAAAGGAGAAGCCAGCAUCUCCUCAAAGAAAAGCCAAGGACACGGAGGUGAGACAAUGUGACAGACCCACAGACAGUGAGACCGAGGGAGGAGGGAGUGGGAAUGAAACAGAGGAGGAGGGCUGGUACCCUCAGAACAUGGAGGAGCUGGUGACUGUGGACGAGGUGGGGGGGGAGGAGGAGGACUCCAUCCCCGAACCGGACCUCCCCGAGGAAGAGGCCGAGGAGCUCCCCGGGACAGCGGACAGCGGGGAGCCCGAGAGAGAGGGGGUGCAGAAGGACAGAGAGGAGGGAAGGAUGGGCGCGGAUCUCCCUCCACAGGAACGCACAGGGGAAACGUCAGACACGCAGCUCAAACUCCAGACCCCCGAUUCGGCUGCUUCAGAACAGCAGGGGUCCGACCAGAGACAAGCCCCCAGACAGGACCUCGACGCUGCCUUAGAAGAGCCGCACUCGUGCACAGACACGCCCCUCACAGCGCAAGCGUCCCGACUGAACAAUGAGGACAGCAAGCCUUCGGGUGGCUCUGGUAGCUUAGCAACAGCAAAUCUAGCACUGAGCACCAGCGUUAGCAAUGACGUCCAGAGCAAGGCUGAACACAUUGGAGGCAUUCCGAGGACAGACGUCCUCAAUACAUCACAUGGGCUGUCUCCCAGCAACACAGAUUCAGAAGAUAAAAUGGCCACAUCGUCACUGUGGGAACAAGAUAAAGCGUUCACUGAGCACAGCAUCCCUCUGGGAGUGGAAUUCGUGGUGCCGAGGAGUGGGUUUUUCUGCAAGCUGUGUGGUCUGUUCUAUGCCAGCGAGCACACUGCCAAGACCGCCCACUGCCGAAGUACAGUACAUUACAAAAACCUGCAGAAAUAUCUGUCUCAGUUGGCCAGGCAGAGCGUAGAGAAUACAAGCACAGACCAGGGUGACCACCAGGGGCCUGAUCCCAUUCAGGAUAAGAGACCUGCUGCUGAUGGACUCAGCUGAAAAACUGCUGACUGAGAACCCGAGCUACGCUGAUUAAUUUCACAGGUGCCGAAGCCCAGGAUGUGGCGGAAUUCUGACAAACAGCUUUGCAUAGAAAACUGAGCAAGUGUCGAUAUUUUUACAUUAAGAACUUUAUUUUUUUUUUUUUACAAUAAAACUUAAAAAUAUGUUUGAUAAGAUUUGGUAUUUAGUGUCCUUCACCUGAUGACAUGACAACAGUAUGUUCUUUGCUGCAUACUGUAGAAUGGUGUAUGGUGAAGAAGAACAGUGAUGAUUGAGUUAUCUGGGUGAGCUCAGCUAGUGUCUGCAGGUGUCUGAUAGCCAUACUGUGUGGCUCAGAGAGAGAGAGAGAGUCUAAGCCUGUUUUAAGUUAAUGUGUUGAUCUUCAAAAAAAAUCAUACCACAGAACUGAUACCAUGCAAGCACCCAUUCCCCAGAGUUAUUACUUAUUCAUAGACAGAAUCUAACAUUCUGCACCGUUUACAUUCUGUCACUCUUACUUGCUUUUAAUAUCAGGAAAUAUUUCCCCCAUUCCGCCAAUUGUUACAUCAGUGAAGUGAAGUAUACAGAAUGUAUAAAUAUACUGUUUGUAUAAAUUGAUUCCAGAAGUCAAAUACUGAUGACAAAUGACAAAUAUUGAUAUAGAUUCCAUUUAGAUUCCAAGAAUUAAUUCAGUGCAAAAAGCUUAUAGACUGAGAGUGUUUCAUUAAUUCCAAACGAAUGCUGUUCUACAUGACAUUUGAUUUGGAUUACUGCAUAAAUUCAUCAAACUUUGAGAAAACCAGAAUGAAAUUUGCAACAUAAAUGAUUUGCAUGAAUCUUACACACACACACACACACACACACAGACACACACACACACACCUAACACUGGCAGUGCUACAGUGCAAUGUACAGUCCAGAAAGUCACACAUAUCGUCUCAUCAGAGUUCUAUUUUCAGUGACAUUUUAUAAAGUUAUUUGUGAGUCUACAUCUCAGAUUUUAUGAAUCCAGAAAUACUUAAGUCAUUCAGGGAUUACUGAAGAGAACCUUUUAUUCAGGGCUAUACCUGGAAUAAAACUUGAA
This is a messenger RNA of Megalops cyprinoides (Indo-Pacific tarpon), 4422 nucleotides long. Its product is annotated as RNA-binding protein 20-like. The transcript is spliced from 13 exons. Gene Ontology annotation, cellular component: nucleus. Gene Ontology annotation, molecular function: zinc ion binding; mRNA binding. The record is from RefSeq and is a predicted model, not a curated record. Lineage: Eukaryota; Metazoa; Chordata; Actinopteri; Elopiformes; Megalopidae. Bases 33 to 3356 code for a protein of 1107 amino acids. Gene Ontology annotation, biological process: regulation of RNA splicing.